UAGAGAGGUUUGUACAGCUUAAACAUCCUUUACCCGAAUCAGACAACAUCAAAUCAUUUUAUAAUCUUUCUCUGUGUGUUUGUGCUUUAACAGUCUGUUUCUCAGACAUUAUGGCCUGGAUGUAAAAAAAACUUUUAAAACACAAUGAGAGUAAACUGAUGUAUGUUGGACCCUUAGCUGUCUCUUAAAUAAAUCAUUGUGCAGUUUAUGUAAAGACGUAACGUUAAGGCUCCCAAGUUUGUAGCGUUAUUUUUUUAUUGAAUCAGUCAUAUUCAACAGUUUUUUUAACAUUAGCCACGGGAUGAAGGAAAAAAUAAAUAAUUUAAAUAAAAACAUGAAGAUGCUUACAUACAUUAAUUAAUUUAACGGCUUUCUUAUUUAUCAGAUUAUACAUUGUUUUAGGUAUUGCUUAACUUCUAAUAGAGGGUAUGCACGUGACGUCACCUUCGGCGAAAGUGACUGCGGUUACGCCCACUGAGUGGCAAAAGACAACGUCAGCAUUUGAGUACAGUGUGAAAUCAGCAAAAACACGAGGAAAACGCGUAAAAGCUUUUGUGCGAUAGACUGUACUAAUACAUUUAAAAGUACACAAUUUUAAUGUAAUUAGGUAUUAAAUAAAUUUUAAUAUGCAAUAUUAAAGAAUACACAGUAUGAUUCUAUGCUUUAGAAUGUAGUGAAGUAAAUUUUUUCCCAAUACAAACACCCUAAUAAAGCACAGAUGCUUGGAAAAUGUAACUAAUUUAACGAAGUGUUGUUCACCUCUGCUAUCAAAUCCAACUAAAUUCAAUUUAAGCUGAUAAUAGUCAGUUUUACUGGCAUUUUGCACAGCAGUCGGUAUGAAACACUAUAAGACAUUUUGUUGAAUCAUUUGCCACCCAACAGGGCGAGUUCUGGUGUGGUCAUGUGGAAAAGUGACGUCAAUGCAUACCCUCUAUAGCAAAAUUUGGAAUAAUGGUUUAUAAUCACCAUAUUAACAUUUAUACUAAUUUAUAUAUAUAUUUGAUUAAUCGUUACAUUAUAAUGAAAUCGAUCUCUAGCCCACUAAAUUCUGGAAGUUAGCGGGACACUUGUUCCCUCACUAAAAAGCCCAUUCAUUUUUUCCAUAUACUUGUGUAACGUGUAUAACCAAACUAAACCUGUGUGUGUGUGUGUGUGUGUGUGUGUGUGUGUGUGUGUGUGUGUGUGUGUGUGUGUGUGUGUGUGUGUGUGUGUGUGUGUGUGUGUGUGUGUGUGUGUUUGUGUUUGUGUGUGUUUGUGUGUGUUGUAAGGAUGGGGUUUGUUGUGAAUCUUCAGAGUAUGUGACUGUUUGGAGCUCCAGUGAAUGUCUGGAUUCAGUGUGGAUGAGCAGAGAUCAGAGCCGCACACCACAGUCACUGCUGGAUAAACUCUCUGAAGAGACAUCCAGACACACACAGGACUCAGAUCUCAGUCUGUCUUUACUCUCGUAUACUGAGUCAAAGCCCACAGACACUCAGGACACUACAGUGUGUGACAGUAAACAGAGCUUUCAGGAGGAUCAAACCUCCACAGAGUCUCUGGAUUCUGUCUGUAACGCUGGAGAACAGCAGCAGAUCCUGCAGACCAAACUCAAGAUGUCUUCAGUUAAACCGAUGGACAGUGGGAACCUAAUGAUGAAGAUGAGAAGAGAAACUACAGCAGAUGAAGAUCACACCGAGGAAGAUGAUGACAAUCAUGAUGAUUUUUUUCCUUCAGAUAAGAUCAGUGAUUCGUGUUUGGAUGGAGAAAUAACGUCUUUAUCGUCAAAAGAGCGACAGAUGGCACAAACUCUUUCCUGCAUCACCGAUGAAGAGACAUUGAGCUCACAGAGACUUUUAGAUAGAAAUGCAGAACAAAAACUCUUGACCUCCACCAGAUCUGAGAUCAGCUUCAUUACCUUACAAAAGUAUAAACGUCAUCAUUCAAAAGUGCACAGAGAGAAGAAGGAGAAGCACUUUCACUGUCAGCAAUGUGGGAAGGAUUUUGGCGUCUUAUCUCAGCUAAAAGUUCACAUGAGGACACACAGUGGUGAAAAGUCUUUCUACUGCACUGAAUGUGGCAAAUAUUUCAGCACCAAACAAAGUCUUCAUUUUCAUCAGAGAAUUCACACUGGAGAGAAACCAUACGAGUGUCCUCACUGUGAGAAGAGAUUCAGCCGAAACCAUCAUCUGAAGUCACAUAUGCUUAUACACACCAAUGAAAGACCGUAUCAGUGCAGUCAAUGUGACAAAACCUUUAAGUAUUCACGUUCACUAAAAAAACAUCAGAAUAUUCACUCUGAGGAGAAACGCUAUCAGUGUUCACACUGUGAUAAAUGUUUCGGUCAGAAAUAUCAUCUGAUUAUCCAUGAGAGAGUUCACACUGGAGAAAAACCUUACGUCUGCUCUCACUGUGGAAAGAGCUUCACUCAACCAGGUACUUUUAAAGCUCAUCAGAGAAUUCAUACAGGAGAGAAACCUCAUCACUGUACUGUUUGUGGGAAGAGUUUCAGCAAAAAAUGUAUUCUAAAGAAACAUGUGCGUAUACACACUAAUGAGAAACCAUAUCAGGUUUUAGUGAGACACCAUAGAACUCAUACAGGUGAAAAAAACGUUACAAAUGUUCUCAGUGUGAGAUGCCAGAUUCCUUAAAAGCCCAUUUGAGUGUUCAUACGUGAGAGAAACCUUACGGGCCCUAUCAUACAUCCAGCGCAAUGUGCGACACGAGUGUCUUUCGCUAGUUUCAACCUGGCGAAAUUAUAAUUUUCACGUUUAGCUAGCACCAAGUUGUUUAAAUAACAAAUGCAUCUGCGCCCAAUUUUGCACCCAUGGGCGUUCUGGUCUGAAAAUGAGGUGUGUUCAGGCACAUUCUUGGUGCGUUGCUAUUUUGAGGUAACUAAAAUAGACUACGCCAUUGACCAACUAAAACCUGCUCUAAAGUCAAUGGCGCAAUAUUGUUUUUGUUAUUUAAUGAGCUUGUUAGUAAUACGGGACGACAGUGCGCGUUUGCUUAUCACACACAUGGAUGCCCAGCAGAACACAACCCUUUUAUAAUAUGAAAAAUUAAAGGAUUAAAAUGUAAAAGAUUAUUAUUGAGUCUCUUGGACUUAAAUGAGGACCGAUUAUGAGACGUUAGAAAGUGUAAAGAGCUGCUUGACCUGUAGCUUGGUAAGAAAUUGUUUUGCUUUAAACAAAUGCUUCUGUUUUUAAAUGUUUUUUAAAUGCUACCUCACGAAUUUGUACCUGUGGAUAUGGUGAGAUGAGAAACAUUUUUAAGUAAUGCUUUAAAAAAAAACAUGGCGCUGUCUGGGUGCUGAAACUGUUAAUUUGUAAAUUCUUUAUCUUCUCUUUGUUACAAAUAAAGUAUUUUUA
Molecule: messenger RNA, 3347 nt
Organism: Misgurnus anguillicaudatus (oriental weatherfish)
Lineage: Eukaryota; Metazoa; Chordata; Actinopteri; Cypriniformes; Cobitidae
Source: RefSeq, a predicted model, not a curated record